CAAAGUCAACUGCUCGACACCUCCUCGGCCAACGUGCCUAUAUAUUCUCGGCUAGCCGCGUCCGUACUCAUCCAACCCAACUCCAAGCACCUCAUCAGAUUCCUCGCCUCCGUCUCCGACCACCCACCAGUCAGGUAACUAGCUAGAGAGGAAGAGAUCACCGGCCGGCGAUCGAUUAUUAACGCGUCAGGAGAAGCGAUGGCUCGGCAACAAGGCGCCGUGGUGUUCUCGUUGCUUGCGGCGGUGCUUCUCUGCGGCUGCCUGCCGGCGCCGGCCGCCGCGGGGGUGCACCUCUCCACGCUGCCCAAGGCGCUCGCCGUCACCGCCUCCCCCAAGCCCGGCCAAGUUCUGCACGCCGGCGUGGACACGGUGACGGUGACCUGGUCCCUGAACACCACCGAACCCGCCGGCGCCGACGCCGCGUACAAGAACGUGAAGGUGAACCUGUGCUACGCGCCGGUGAGCCAGAAGGACCGCGGGUGGCGCAAGUCCGAAGACGACCUGAGCAAGGACAAGGCGUGCCAGUUCAAGCUCACCCAGCAGGCCUACGCCGCCGGCGCCCGGCGCAGCUUCGACUACGCCGUCGCCAAAGACAUCCCCUCGGGCACCUACUACGUGCGCGCGUACGCGCUCGACGCGUCCGGCACGCAGGUGGCCUACGGCCAGACGGGCCCCGAAGCCGCCUUCGUCGUCGCCGGCAUCACGGGCAUCCACGCCUCCAUCAAGGUCGCCGCCGGCGUGUUCUCCGCCUUCUCCGUCGUCGCGCUCGCCUUCUUCUUCGUCAUCGAGAACCGCAAGAAGAACAAGUAGGGGGCCAGCGGGCGGCCGUGUGGAACGCAUGGCGUCGUCGCGUGCUGAGUUCUUAAUUUCCGGCCCGGUUGUAAGCUAGCUUGGUCUGCUUCACGGAGACAUGUGAGUGGCCGGCCGGUGCUUAAAAUUGAAGGUGUGAGUGUCAGAGCUGCAUCCAUGGAUGGAUGGAUUUACACGGGUGCAGCGCAACCCAACUAUUUUCGGUGUAUGCUUAUUUCUUUGUCGUGUGCGUGAAGUGAAGAAGAUAUGAAAUAACUUUGGUUACGAUAA
Messenger RNA from Setaria italica (foxtail millet), 1080 nucleotides. Its product is annotated as high-affinity nitrate transporter-activating protein 2.1. The record is from RefSeq and is a predicted model, not a curated record. The coding region runs from base 199 to 810 and encodes 203 amino acids. Lineage: Eukaryota; Viridiplantae; Streptophyta; Magnoliopsida; Poales; Poaceae. Gene Ontology annotation, biological process: nitrate transmembrane transport; response to nitrate. Gene Ontology annotation, cellular component: plasma membrane. Gene Ontology annotation, molecular function: nitrate transmembrane transporter activity. The transcript has 2 exons.